Messenger RNA from Microtus oregoni (creeping vole), 1040 nucleotides. RefSeq names its product ubiquitin/ISG15-conjugating enzyme E2 L6-like. The coding region runs from base 69 to 530 and encodes 153 amino acids. The transcript is spliced from 5 exons. The record is from RefSeq and is a predicted model, not a curated record. Gene Ontology annotation, biological process: ISG15-protein conjugation; protein polyubiquitination; ubiquitin-dependent protein catabolic process. Gene Ontology annotation, molecular function: ISG15 transferase activity; ubiquitin conjugating enzyme activity. Gene Ontology annotation, cellular component: nucleus. Lineage: Eukaryota; Metazoa; Chordata; Mammalia; Rodentia; Cricetidae.
GGCUCAGCCUGUGAUUCAGAGAGCCGGGACCUGCGAGAGUCUGCUGGUGCCCCACACUCGAACCCGAGAUGACAGCCAGCAAGCGAGUAGCGAAGGAGUUGGAGGAUCUUUUGGAACAACUUCCACCGUACCUGCGGGACCUGUCUGGCAAUGAUGACAACGUGCUGGUGUGGAACAUGCUCCUACUGCCUGACCAACCUCCCUAUAACCUCAAGGCGUUCCAUCUGCGGAUCGAUUUCCCCAGGGAGUAUCCAUUAAAGCCUCCCACUUUGAAAUUCAUCACCAAGAUCUACCACCCCAAUGUCAGCGAGGAUGGGCUGGUGUGUCUGCCCCUGAUCAGCAUCAGGAACUGGAAGCCUUACACUAAGACCUACCAAGUCUUGGAGGCCCUCAUUGUGCUGGUGGGUAAACCCAAUCCAGAAGAGCCUGUGCGGUUGGAACUUGGCGAGCUCCUGACCCAGAACCCAGAGAUGUUCAAGAGAAACGCAGAAGAGUUCACCCUUAAGUUUGGAGAGGACAGGCCCUCUUAGCUCUCCUUCUCAGGCCUCUCUGCCUAGAUCUUCUGCUUAGUGGAUACAAGGUUGAUUACCUGCACGCAUCCUGUAUGCUCCUCUGGAUCUCUCUGAGGCCACCCACUUCCCUCCCGACUCUGCCUUCCCAGGACUGGGGCUUACUCUGCAGUGGAGAAGGCUAGCGUGAAGUUGUGCCGCCGCUUUGCUGGGUCCAGCUCUGCAUAGUCGAAGGCGUCUGGGAAAAACUUGUGGAUGAGGGCGCAGAAGGCCAUGCCGCUGCUCCAGCUGGAGGAGAAAUUCUGGAUGUCCACGUGCUGUGAUAGACAGACAGGGAACGAAAGACCUAAGCGACCCUGGGCCGGAGGGCCUGGGCUUUGCCUCUCCCAUCCUUUGGAAUCUGGACCCUCAGAUUCUCCGCCACACAUUUGUCCUGAGGAAAAGUGUCCCUGCCCCUUCUGUAUCCCCAGCCUGUGCCCACCUCAUAGUUUCUCGUCAUGGCCCGGCACCACUCCAAAAGCAUGUUCUUAA